AUGCCACAGCAAGAAGGACACGGGUUCCUGUAUGAAACCUCCGGGGUCCGGCCGCGGUUCUCCCGGCAGGUCGCCUCCUUUGGUGCUUCCCCCACGACCCCCACCCGAUUUGCCCUGGAAGGCGUCCACGUGCUCGUCAUCUCCCCGAGCGACCGUGACCUGAAGGACGCCAUGCAGGAGGCCCAGGGGCAGCAGUUCGUGUAGCGAGGGUCCCCAUCCCCGUCGGCUCAGCAGGAAAUCUGCACGUGCGUCUUGAACCAGUUUGGCUACUGCUCCCCUGCUCACCUUUCCCUCUCCUGCAGGGAGGGCUUUUCCUGGGAUGGCUCAGCCGUCUUCCCAGAACCACCCGUCAUUAGGAUAUAUCCCGGCACGAUUCGUCCCAUCUCUCGGCACAUCAGAUACUACGCCAUGGCCCUACUGAACAACGUGAAGGAGAGGGCCGCCUGGUUCCGAACACCACACGUCCUCUGGCCCUGGGACUGUGACAAGCAGUUCUUCAACGCCUCGCUCCAGUUCACCAACAUGGACCCUCUGAUGGAAUUCAUCAACUCUAACUCCGCCUCCAAGCUUGGCAUCUCUGUGGAGCAUGCCACACUGGCUGACUACUUCCGUGCCAUGCACACUCACAAUGUCACCUGGAACAUCCACGACCGGGACUUCCUGCCCUAUUCCUCAGAUCCAUUUCAGGCCUGGACCGGCUUCUACGCAUCCCACAGCGGGCUCAAGGGGCUGGCGAGGCGAGUCAGCACACUGCUGUAUGCCGGGCAGUCCGUGUCCACUCGCUACGUGUGGCCGGCCCCCCAGCAGCACCUGGGCCUGGACCGGGCCCUGAAGCAGCUGCAGUGGCCCCCUGGGCGGUCUCCGAGGCAAGUGCAUGUGGACGUGGGCCAAGGCAAGGACAGUGACAGUGUUCAGCUGGGGGCUUCAGGAAGCUUUCGGGCCAAAUUUAUGCAGAAGGUAAAGGGCAAGACGGGGCUCAAUCCCAGCUCAGCCGUGUGGCCUCAGGCACCUUUGCCCUCGCUGAGCUCAAAUUUGUCCCAGUGCAGCGAGAGCACGUGGCCACCCCAGGCUGAUCCCGUUCCCACCUUGGUACAGAGGCGGGAGGGUGCCUGGAGCAUCCCAGCAGCUUUUAUAGGAAGACUGGGCGGCAGAGACGAACCUGGGACGGGACCCAUCCAGAUGUCUGUUUCUUGCCCGAGCCAGGGGACUCAGGCAGUGGGUGUCCACAAGGUCACCAGCCCCUCUGAGACUCAGUUUCCUCUUGUGAGAAGUGGGAGGGACCCUCACCUUCUCCACAGGCACCUGGCGAGAGGGAAGGAGAGCCAGCACCUGGGAGGUGAGCGGGUGCUCUGGAGAGGCGGGUCCCGAUCCCACGCUUCCCCUACUCAGGUCAGGCUACGGGUGCAGCACCACGACGCCAUCCCCGGGACUGAGACGCCCAAGGUGAGGGACAUGUACGUGGAGAAUCUGAGCGCGGGGAUGCACGGCGUGCACAAGCUGAUGGCCUCCAUCGUCCAGGACAGGACCCCAGCCCACUCAGACCCAGAACGCGGGGGACACGUUGUCAUGGUCUUCAACCCCUUGGCCUGGACGGUCACCACCAUCAUUACCCUGACUGUGGACUCCUCCUGGGUCAGCAUCACCGAUGCGUCAGGCCACCCGGUGCCUGCACAGGUCCAGAAAUCAAGGGAGAAACAACCUACAUACGACCUGCAUGUGCUGACCACCUUGGGCCUCAGUUACCGGCACUACGGCAUCAGGAGCACCAAGGGGGCCCAGACGGGCAUCCACGAACCAGUUGCCACCAUAGUUAGUUCCACCCAGUUUGGGCGCAGGCCGUGGGCGUGCACUGGUCCAGGGAUCAGGCACCUGUUGCGGGUGAAGAAUGACAUUAACACCGUGUUCCUGGACCGUGACACCAACCUGAUGCACAGCAUGUGGAAGAGAGAGAGUAACCGCAACAAUGAUACGGAUCUGCAGCCCAUUUCUAAUAACUACGCAUCUGCACCCAAUGAGACCGCGAAGCGCCCCCGGAAACCAGUGGGAAUGCAGAUUGUGGCGGGGGAGCUCAGGACCGAGAUCCGGCAGUACCCCUACAGGAGGGUGAGGGACACGGAUCACACAUAGGCCAUCUACUCCCGACUCGCCCACGUCCCACGCAGCCACGGUGGAGAGCUGCUCUGCCGUCGCAUCGAGCGGGGCGGGGGGGGGGGGGGGGGGGGAGGGCCCUUGCAGCUGAACCGCGAGGCCAUCCUGAGGACCAGCGCCAGUCUACACAACCGCCGGGUCCUCUCCUCGGACAACAGCGGCUGCCGGAUGCAGCGGAGGCACUUCCGGAAAUACACGAACAACAUGAACGACAUCACUCGGAAUCACUACCCCGUGGUUCAGUCCGCCUUCCUCGAGGACGACAGAAGCGGGCUCGUGCUGCCCUCCCAGCAGGCACGCGGCGACUCCAGCCAAGGGAACGGGCACGUGGAGGUCAUGCCCCAUCACCGGCUGUGGAACAAUUUGAACUGGGGUCUGGGUACCAGCCUCAUGCUGAACGACACCUCCGUCGUCUUCCCUGUGCUCUGGCCGCUGCUGGGACCCCGGCCCCUCACCACGGGCCUGAUCCGGGGGGGUGGGUAAGCGCAGCAGCGAGAGCUGAACAGUA
Felis catus (domestic cat) is the source of this 2656-nucleotide messenger RNA. RefSeq names its product mannosidase alpha class 2B member 2 (gene MAN2B2). The record is from RefSeq and is a predicted model, not a curated record. Gene Ontology annotation, molecular function: carbohydrate binding; alpha-mannosidase activity. NCBI's taxonomy places the organism in Eukaryota, Metazoa, Chordata, Mammalia, Carnivora, Felidae. Gene Ontology annotation, cellular component: lysosome. Gene Ontology annotation, biological process: mannose metabolic process.